AUGGUGGCCAUUUUCGGCGCGGAGUACCUCAUGAUCGGCGGCAUCAAGCUGGUGAACGAUGCGCUGGCCUUCGCGGGGCCGCUGCUGCUGCACCAGCUCGUCACCGUGCUCGAUGGUGGCACCCCUGCCCUCACCCUGCACCGCCAGCUCCCGCCCUCCGCCACACACGGGCCUGCCACGCCCCCCACGCAGUGGUCGUAUGGCCUUGCAUGCGCGCUCGCCAUCGGUGCCACCUCCGCGCUCAGAGCCUUCCUAGGAGCGCACUACUCGUACUGCCUGGCGCGCAUGGGGCUUAAGCUGCGUGCUGCCAUCGCCACCUGCGUAUUCGCCAAGGUGCUGGCAGUGAGUGCGGCACAGAGGGGGUCAUUUGAGGGUGGCGAGGUGCAGACGCUCAUGAGUGUGGACGCGGACAGGCUUGUCAACCUCGUCAUGUCGCUGCACGACCUCUGGGGUCUACCUCUGCAGAUCCUUGUGGCGCUGCUGCUGCUCUACUGGCAGGUAUGCUAUGCACCACACCACACUCUGUGUGCCAUGCCGGCAUGCCACACUGCACAUACAUACUUACUAAUACUUCCACUGCACCCGUUUCUCUUCCUCGUGCCACCACCAGUUCUCCUCUCCAUGUCGGGCCAAGCCACCCUCUCACCAUCCUUCACUGAACUUCCCACACCUCGUUCCCCCUCUCACUGCGCCCUCCUCCGCUGCCCAUUCAUCUCCCUGCAGGUGAGCUAUGCCUUCCUGGCUGGCCUCGCUGUUGUGCUGCUGCUCAUCCCAGUGAACCGAUGGCUGGCGGGGCGGAUAGGAGAGGCGAGCAAGCAGAUGAUGGCGAGCAAGGAUGCCAGGGUGCAGGCGAUGCAGGAGCUGUUGGACCACGUGGCAGCAGUGCGUGCCAUGGCCAUGGAGGGCGCACUUCUCUCCCGCAUCAACGCCGCUCGCCACCUCGAACUCUCCGCCCUUGCAGUGCGUGUGCGCAAGUACCUGGACGCGUGGUGUGUGUACUUCUGGGCGUGCACGCCUGUGCUCUUCUCCCUCGCCACCUUCUCCUCGCUGCUCCUCCUUGGUCGCUCACUCAACGCCCCCGUGGUGUUCACGAGUCUAGCGCUCUUCAACGUGCUGCUGGGGCCGCUCAACUCCUUCCCCUGGGUCAUCAACGGCAUUGUCGAGGUAAGAAUUGAGCUAAGAUCCAGUCCCGCCCCAGCUGGCACUGCAGCUCCAGUCCCAUCCAAGCUGGGACUGCAGCUCCAGUCCCACCCAAGCUGGGACUGCAGCUCCCGUCCCACCCAAGCUGGGACUGCAGCUCCAGUCCCACCCAAGCUGGGACUGCAGCUCCAGUCCCACCCCAGCUGGGACUGCAGCUCCAGUCCCACCCCAGCUGGGACUGCAGCUCCAGUUCCCAAGCUGGGACUGCAGCUCCAGUUCCCAAGCCGGGACUGCAGCUCCAGUCCCACCCCAGCUGGGACUGCAGCUCCAGUUCCCAAGCCGGGACUGCAGCUCCAGUCCCACCCCAGCUGGGACUGCAGCUCUAGUCCCACCCAAGCUGGGACUGCAGCUCCAGUCCCACCCCAGCUGGGACUGCAGCUCCAGUCCCACCCCAGCUGGGACUGCAGCUCCAGUCCCACCCCAGCUGGGACUGCAGCUCCCGUCCCACCCAAGCUGGGACUGCAGCUCCCGUCCCACCCAAGCCGGGACUGCAGCUCCAGUCCCACCCAAGCCGGGACUGCAGCUCCAGUCCCACCCAAGCCGGGACUGCAGCUCCAGUCCCACCCAAGCCGGGACUGCACCUCCAGUCCCACCCAAGCUGGGACUGCAGCUCCAGUCCCACCCAAGCUGGGACUGCAGCUCCAGUCCCACCCAAGCUGGGACUGCAGCUCCAGUCCCACCCAAGCUGGGACUGCAGCUCCAGUCCCACCCAAGCUGGGACUGCAGCUCCAGUCCCACCCCAGCUGGGACUGCAGCUCCAGUCCCACCCAAGCUGGGACUGCAGCUCCAGUCCCACCCAAGCUGGGACUGCAGCUCCAGUCCCACCCAAGCUGGGACUGCAGCUCCAGUCCCACCCAAGCUGGAACUGCAGCUCCAGUCCCACCCAAGCCGGGACUGCAGCUCCAGUCCCACCCCAGCCGGGACUGCAGCUCCAGUCCCACCCCAGCUGGGACUGCAGCUCCAGUCCCACCCCAGCUGGGACUGCAGCUCCAGUCCCACCCAAGCUGGGACUGCAGCUCCAGUCCCACCCCAGCUGGGACUGCAGCUCCAGUCCCACUCAAGCUGGGACUGCAGCUCCAGUCCCACCCAAGCCGGGACUGCAGCUCCAGUCCCACCCCAGCUGGGACUGCAGCUCCAGUCCCACCCCAGCUGGGACUGCAGCUCCAGUCCCACCCAAGCCGGGACUGCAGCUCCAGUCCCACCCAAGCCGGGACUGCAGCUCCAGUCCCACCCAAGCCGGGACUGCAGCUCCAGUCCCACCCAAGCCGGGACUGCAGCUCCAGUCCCACCCAAGCCGGGACUGCAGCUCCAGUCCCACCCCAGCCGGGACUGCAGCUCCAGUCCCACCCCAGCUGGGACUGCAGCUCCAGUCCCACCCCAGCUGGGACUGCAGCUCCAGUCCCACCCAAGCUGGGACUGCAGCUCCAGUCCCACCCCAGCUGGGACUGCAGCUCCAGUCCCACCCCAGCUGGGACUGCAGCUCCAGUCCCACCCCAGCUGGGACUGCAGCUCCAGUCCCACCCCAGCUGGGACUGCAGCUCCAGUCCCACCCCAGCUGGGACUGCAGCUCCAGUCCCACCCAAGCUGAGACUGCAGAUCCAGUCCCACCCCAGCUGGGACUGCAGCUCCAGUCCCACCCAAGCUGGGACUGCAGCUCCAGUCCCACCCAAGCUGGGACUGCAGCUCCAGUCCCACCCCAGCUGGGACUGCAGCUCGUGUCCCACCCCAGCUGGGACUGCAGCUCCAGUCCCACCCCAGCUGGGACUGCAGCUCCAGUCCCACCCCAGCUUGGACUGCAGCUCCAGUCCCACCCAAGCUGGGACUGCAGCUCCAGUCCCACCCAAGCUGGGACUGCAGCUCGUGUCCCACCCCAGCUGGGACUGCAGCUCCAGUCCCACCCCAGCUGGGACUGCAGCUCCAGUUCCCAAGCUGGGACUGCAGCUCCAGUUCCCAAGCCGGGACUGCAGCUCCAGUCCCACCCCAGCUGGGACUGCAGCUCUAGUCCCGCCCAAGCUGGGACUGCAGAUCCAGUCCCGCCCCAGCUGGGACUGCAGCUCCAGUCCCAUCCAAGCUGGGACUGCAGCUCCAGUCCCACCCAAGCUGGGACUGCAGCUCCCGUCCCACCCAAGCUGGGACUGCAGCUCUAGUCCCACCCAAGCUGGGACUGCAGCUCCAGUCCCACCCCAGCUGGGACUGCAGCUCCAGUCCCACCCCAGCUGGGACUGCAGCUCCAGUUCCCAAGCUGGGACUGCAGCUCCAGUUCCCAAGCCGGGACUGCAGCUCCAAUCCCACCCCAGCUGGGACUGCAGCUCUAGUCCCACCCAAGCUGGGACUGCAGCUCCAGUCCCAUCCCAGCUGGGACUGCAGCUCCAGUCCCACCCCAGCUGGGACUGCAGCUCCAGUCCCACCCCAGCUGGGACUGCAGCUCCCGUCCCACCCAAGCCGGGACUGCAGCUCCAGUCCCACACAAGCCGGGACUGCAGCUCCAGUCCCACCCAAGCCGGGACUGCAGCUCCAGUCCCACCCAAGCUGGGACUGCAGCUCCAGUCCCACCCAAGCUUGGACUGCAGCUCCAGUCCCACCCAAGCUGGGACUGCAGCUCCAGUCCCACCCAAGCUGGGACUGCAGCUCCAGUCCCACCCAAGCUGGGACUGCAGCUCCAGUCCCACCCCAGCUGGGACUGCAGCUCCAGUCCCACCCAAGCUGGGACUGCAGCUCCAGUCCCACCCAAGCUGGAACUGCAGCUCCAGUCCCACCCAAGCUGGGACUGCAGCUCCAGUCCCACCCAAGCUGGGACUGCAGCUCCAGUCCCACCCAAGCCGGGACUGCAGCUCCAGUCCCACCCAAGCCGGGACUGCAGCUCCAGUCCCACCCCAGCCGGGACUGCAGCUCCAGUCCCACCCCAGCUGGGACUGCAGCUCCAGUCCCACCCAAGCUGGGACUGCAGCUCCAGUCCCACCCAAGCUGGGACUGCAGCUCCAGUCCCACCCAAGCCGGGACUGCAGCUCCAGUCCCACCCAAGCUGGGACUGCAGCUCCAGUCCCACCCCAGCUGGGACUGCAGCUCGUGUCCCACCCCAGCUGGGACUGCAGCUCCAGUCCCACCCAAGCUGGGACUGCAGCUCCAGUCCCUCCCAAGCUGGGACUGCAGCUCCAGUUCCCAAGCUGGGACUGCAGCUCCAGUUUCCAAGCCGGGACUGCAGCUCCAGUCCCACCCCAGCUGGGACUGCAGCUCUAG
Molecule: messenger RNA, 4437 nt
Organism: Closterium sp. Naga37s-1
Lineage: Eukaryota; Viridiplantae; Streptophyta; Zygnematophyceae; Desmidiales; Closteriaceae
Source: the annotation of a GenBank genome assembly